GCUGAUGAGAGAGAGUAAAACUGAGAGAGUUACGGAACAAAGGACAAAUAAAGAGCAGAAGGGGAACAGGAAAUAGCCGGAAAAACUCGCUGCUGGCUGCUGCUCCUCUGCCCGCACCGAUGUCCGAGGCCUGCCCGGUGCCAGCUGAAGACAGUCGACCGAGGCAGAGCGCACAGCAACGGCCACUGGAGUGGAAAGCUUCGGGGGACGGACACCGCUGGAGCUCUUCUCUGUGACUGAGACUCUAUGCAAGGACGUUGUUGUUCAUUGUUAUCACAAGUGGAAGUGGUUGUGUCCUGUGAUAGGCCGGUGACCUGUUUUGCUGCCCAGUGAUGGAUUCCCCAACAGAUCUUUUCGAUGACUCUGCUCCCCAGAUACACGCAUUUGCUCCGACUCACAGCUCGACAGACCUCCCUGGAGUUCAUCCUCAGCCCAGUGCAGGUCGCCCUCCUCCUGCCUUCAGAGCCCCUGGCUUCCCCCUCAUCCACCACCUCCUCCAGCCUGGUGGAGCCCCCAGGAGGAUCGGAGGACAACUCAACACAAACUUGAGCACACACAGACACCUGCAGGGCAGAAAUUUGGAGGAAGACCCAGAAGAGAGGGAUGGACAGGUGGAGCAAGGGAUGGAUGGAGGAGAGGAAGGUGUGAUGGAGGGAGAGGAUAGCUUGUUGGGGGUGAAGAAGAGGCACAGCGACGCCUCCCUGGCGGCCGAUUGGAGUCAGGACAUCUUGAAAGUGAAGAGAAUGAAGCUGGAGAGCAGACCAAGAGAUGGAGAGGCAGAGGAGGGAGGCAGGAGGCGCGAGGGAGGGAGGGAGGGGAAGAGAAGAGAGAGGGAGGAGCUGAAAGAACAGCUGGAGGAGGCAAGAGAGAGGCUGCAGGCGCUGCAGGAGAAAGUAUGGAGGGCUUUUGGGGAAAAGCACUUGGCAGAGGAGGAGAAAAGGAGGAGCAGAAACAAAGGAGGAGUAGAUGGAGGAGAAGGAGAUGCUGGGAUGAUGGAGGAUGAGGACAUUACAGAAGGGAUGUAUGAUGAAGAGGACAUUGAUGGUGGAGAGAUGGAGAAGGAAACGUUCUCCCUUCUUUCUGUUUCCCCUUUUGACAACUUCCACAAACAGAGAGAGGAGAGGCAAAAAGACAGAGAGGGGAGGAUAGAGAGAGGAAGAGGAGGAGGGUUGCACUUGGAGGGCAUAAUGGAGGGAGCGGGGUUGUGGUUGGAUUGUGGAGGGCUGGUAAGAGGAGACUGGCAUGGAGGGAUAGAAGACGAGGGCGAGGAGGGAGGGCAGAAGUUUGCUCAGGCGCUGAAGCUGGAGUUGGGCAGCGCUGUGGCUCGAGUCAUUGACCGAGUUCUCCGCCUUUACACCGAAAUGACAGAUGUCACUCCCUCAUCUCCUCCUGCCGCCAUAUCUUUCCUCCCAUCCGACGCAGGAAAUGACGAAGGGAGGGAGAGGGGAGUGUGGAUGGGACUAUUAACGCGAGGAAGAGGGGAGGAAAACAUGAGAGGUAAGGAGGAAAAGUCGGGAAGACCGGAUGGAGAAAGAGAGAAGCAGCUCCAAAAGAGGAGCAACGGGAGCGCCCUGCCUCCUGGACAGCCUCAUCGCACCGAGCCAUCAGAUCUGUCGAUGCCAUUGGCUGUUCAGAGGUCACCUGACAUACGAAAAGCCCACCCGCUCCUCGGCCCACCUCUCUCUUCUCACCUAAACCCCUCUCAUCCGAACCUCUCCCUUCACCCCCCUUCUCUACCUCGCCCUCCUCCUCUCUCUCAUCCUCCCCUCCUGCCUCCAACUUCACAACCCAAGGACCUCUCCUCCUCCUUCCACCCAUCCUCCUCCACCUCUUCUUCUUCCUCAUCUUCUUUCCCCGCUCCUCCCCCUCCUCCUCCUCCCCCUCCUCCCCCUCUCCCUCUUCCCCUUCUUCACUACUCCAUGCAGCAACUCUUCUCUCGCUCUCUUCACCACCCUCAGCUCCCCCACCUCCCCCCGUCCCGCAAGGACUAUUUGAACUCAGACCCUUUCUUGGAGUUCUCAUCUCACCCCUCCUCUCACCCGUCUUUCCCGCCACUUCCUCUGCUCGGUCACCUGGACCCAUCCCUCGCACGUCACGCUCAUGGAGGCAGAGAAAGAGGGAUGAGGGGAGAUGGGGGAAUGAGAGGAGGAGGGAUGGAUGGAGGAGAGCUCUUUCUGACUGCUGGGGGAACCCAGGAGGGCUUGUCUCCCUGCCAUCUGAAGAAAGCCAAGCUCAUGUUCUUCUACGCACGCUAUCCCAGCUCCAACACACUCAAGACUUACUUCCCUGAUGUCAAGUUUAACCGCUGUGUGACCUCCCAGAUGAUUAAAUGGUUCAGUAACUUCAGAGAGUUCUUCUACAUCCAGAUGGAGCGAUUUGCACGACAGGCUGUCCGUGAGGCUCUCACCCGGGAUGGUGCACCUCGUCUGGGCAGAGAGAGUCAGCUGCGAGUGAGCCGUGACACAGAGCUUUACCGCAUACUGAACAUGCACUACAAUAAAAGUAACGUCUACCAGGUCCCAGAGAGGUUCGUCGAGGUUUCAGAAGUGGCUCUGAGGGAGUUUUAUUCAGCCAUUUGGACUGGGAGAGACACCGACCCCUGCUGGAAGAAAGGGAUAUAUAAAAUUAUCUGUAAGCUUGACAGUCCUGUGCCAGAUGCCUUCAGGCUGCCUGGUUGUCCUGUUGGCUGAUGUUUGGACCACUUUCAUCUGGUACAUGUAUACAAAUGCAUGCAAAGCCCACUGAAUGACGGGGAUUUUGUUAAAGUGUUCAGAAACAAUUUCACACUGUGAGAACUGGUAUGAGGAAAUCCAUUCAAUUCUACUAUUUGGUUAAUUCAUAAUUCAUUUGUUUAGAAAAAAAAGAUAACUUUGUGUGCAGGGAAAGACAUAAUGCUGAAAUGGACAAACACACACACACACACACACGCACACAUAGGGUGAAUAGUAGACUGACACCCUCAGUGCUGCGAUAAGAGUCUUGUGACUGCACUUAUCGGGGAACGUGACCAUACCAUUGAAUUUAAAUGGACAGAACAGGAAUUCCCUUUCCAAACAUUCUUCACUAGUCAGCUGACUUGUGAAAUCACAGUGCUGCUACACAGGUUUGAUAAAACUGUCAGGAAAGUAAGAUUUGCUGCAGCCACAAAUCUGGAAUUGACUCAAUUGACUGGUUUGAUAUUUUUUAAUGUCAUAGACAUAUGCAUACUUGCUGUAUAUGGUGUGUUUCCAUGAGAUUUGUGAGCAUCGUGUCUGGACUACACAUCAUUCAUUCACUUGAAAAUAUAAUCUGCAUUCACUGGAAUUCCCUUGCAAAUGGUUGCAAUUGACAGAAACAUGCCAUUCUAUGCAUCCACUCAAAUGCAAUGCUGACAACUGUUUACCAAGCAUGGGCACUGCACAAUACAUGCUUUAGAUACAUUUAGACAAUGAGGCCACAACCUGAAAAACCCCACCAUGUUCUUGAUAAAUAUUAUUUUUAAAGAAAAAUCAGUACCAUUGCUUUGUGUUCAAUCAUUAGUAAUUUUGCAGGAACAGCACCCAGCUAUCACGCCCAAACAUUUCAGUGCUGCUCUCCCUCAGGGGUGUUCACACUUAGAGACCUGUCAUCAAAUAUGAUUGUUUGCUAGAAAUGAACUGUUAUUGUUGCCUUGUGUGUGGGCUUCUCUCGAGUGUACCCUUUUUUUUUUCAGUGUGCCCCACAGCUUUUACAUUUUAGUUCCAGAUAUUUUCCACGGCUGUGAGGAUGCUUUCCUUUUUUCCCUUUGCUCCAACAACACUAGGCUGACAUGUUUGCAUUCAUCAGAGGUUGAUGUUUGUAUCCACUAACGACAUCAGGUUUGGGAAUCUUUAAAGAAAACACGAGGACCAAUUAACGUUACGUAAUAUAUUGGAACUGUUUGGUUAAUUGUAAAACAUGAAGUUGCCCUUGUUUAAGAAAACAAUCUGGGCAGCGGUUUCAGUCAGUGGAUUAAUUUUGCUUGUAUAUCAAUCUCUUUGUUCAACAUUGAAUUAUUAUAUAGCUUUUGUACAUGAUGGCACAAUGUAAUCAAAAUGUAAUUAAAAUUCUGCCAAGAGGGAUAAUAUAUUGAAUUUAAAAUAGUAAUAUUAAUGUUUUGUUGUUUCCUUGAUGUACUCUUAUCGUUAAAAUAUUCACUUCUGUUUUUGUAUUUCUUUAACGUGACGCUGAAGUAAAUAGGCCGGUUGCACAGUUAGUAUAUAUCGACAUUUGUUUCCCAAAGGAACUGAGGAAAAAAGUUUGCUCUAUCUACUGUAUAUCAUGACUCAUUCAUCUGGAAAAAACUUGGUUUUCUGUUAAUUCAAAUGUUGAGAUCCAGAUAAAGACCUCCUCUGGCUCUUAAUCACAACUCUGUGAAAUCGAGCCCAUAUGUAAACUAUUUGUGACGUGUUUUCAAGUGCAUGUUUCCUAUAUUUGCAUUACAUUUUGUAUUGUAAUCUCUUUAU
Molecule: messenger RNA, 4463 nt
Organism: Centropristis striata (black sea bass)
Lineage: Eukaryota; Metazoa; Chordata; Actinopteri; Perciformes; Serranidae
Gene: prox3
Product: prospero homeobox 3
Exons: 7
Coding region: 333-2690 (785 amino acids)
Biological process (GO): regulation of transcription by RNA polymerase II
Cellular component (GO): nucleus
Molecular function (GO): RNA polymerase II cis-regulatory region sequence-specific DNA binding; DNA-binding transcription factor activity, RNA polymerase II-specific
Source: RefSeq, a predicted model, not a curated record